Vitrella brassicaformis is the source of this 2780-nucleotide messenger RNA. NCBI's taxonomy places the organism in Eukaryota, Vitrellaceae. The record is from the annotation of a GenBank genome assembly.
UGAAUCGUCAAGCAUUCCGCCAGCAGAACCCCACGACGCCUCAGUACCGUCGUCCGCAUCGGCCUCAUCACAGAUCUUGGCAUAGAACCUUCUCGUUGCCAACAUGAUGAUCUCGCCAUCAGGGAGGUUCAGCGGUUUCGCAAGAUCCAUGCCAGCAGCCGCAGCAGCCGCCACUGCUUCGCACCUGCCCAUCUGCCCCACCCCAGCCCCUCCGCCCUUCGCCAGGGUCCGCAGCUUCGCCAGCCAUGGAUUCUCACUGCAUGGGCGUGAGCGUGAGUUUCGGCAGCGAGGGGUGAUGGCCAAUGAGGUGUAUCGGAUGGUGGCCAAGGAGCCGCCUGAUACGGAUGAGUGGCGGCGGAUGGCCAAGAGGAUAGCUGAAGACUGUGAGCAGCUGACGGAGGAGGACCUCGCAUACGUCAUCGGUCAGCAGUGCAGAGGGAGAUGCGAUGCCACAUACUAUACGCGUCCACGUGAUGUCAUGUGCUGUAUUGUAUUGUAUUGCAGAGUGUCUGAGUCGGCCGCCGAGUGAGCUGCUGUCCGACAUCGGUGACCUGUACAGAUCUCUCGAGGCCACUUUGAUCAGUCGCAUGGCGUCGUUCAAAAGCCACCAGCUGAAGCGCAUCGUGGCAUCCUAUGCCCUGGUGGGUGUGCGGCUGCCAAAGCUGCUCGACGCCCUUGCCGACAGGGCGGCACGGACCGUCGAACAGAUCUCUGGAGGCGAAUACAGCUCUAUGGCUGGAGGUAAGGGAGCUGCCGACUCGCGAAUGCUCUCACACGCACUCAGGCGAUCUAUCUUCUCUUAUAUUCUUUGUCUUGUCCUUCUGUCUGUCUGUCAGCGUUUGCCCGCCUGAACCAUCAGCAUUUUGCUUUCUUCGAUGCUAUCGCGGAUCGAGCCAUCGCCGACGCGUCGGAUGACGUCACCACUCCCUCCUCCGACUCCCCCCGGCUGUCGUCCAUCGACAUCACCCACCUCCUCUACGCACACGGCCACCUCAACAUCCGCAACAUGCGCCUCUUCAAGACGCUCGGCGAGGCCCUGCAGCAGCAACAGCAGCUGGCGGAGCUGACGACCGUCAAUGCCGCCCUGGCGUUGAAUGCGUGCGCAAGGGUCGGCCACUGUGACGCUGGGCUCUUCGAUGGGGUCGCUGACAGGCUACUGGGCCAAGACGGUGAGUGAGGCAACGCAGACAGGAGAAAGAUGACCCAGAAGCGGCAUCACGGCGUCUGGGCGGAUGUGUAUUGGGUGUGUUAAAAAAAGGCACCAAGCCGAUCUCCGCGGAGGACUUCGAGGCGCGUCAUGUGGUGCUGAUGCUGAACUCAUUUAGUCGGUGCAACAUGCGGCGGCCUGCCGUCUUCAAGCGGCUCACUGGCCUGCUACUCGACCCACCCCGUGUGCAGACGCUCUCGCCACAGCAGCUCGCUAUUGCGGUAAGAAUGGCAUGGCAGACGGACGGACAUGGGACGCCUUCGUGGGUUGUCGUUUGAGUCUGUGCAGGUUCAUGCGUUGGCCAAGGUGGACGCGUUGCAUCGGCCCUUUAUGGAGGCCGUGGGCGUGAGGGCAACAGAAUGUGCAGAGGAGUUCCAACAACGAGAGCUGGGUACGUCCACACGAUGAUCUGACUGACACCAACCCUGCACACCAAUGCAUUCUCAUCUCUUUCUCGUGCUCUCCGUCCAGGCAACCUUCUGUGGGGUUUUGCGAAGCUGGGCUAUCGCGAUCGCCUCAUGACUGCCGCCCUGUUGGCCGAGGUCAAGAAGCACGCCGAGAGCUUGGACGAUAUCACCACGGCCCAGGUGCUGGACGCCAUGCGGCGGUUCGAUUGGCGGGGCGACUAUGUGCUCAACAACGCCCUCAGGGACAGGUUCUUGACCUCCAUUGAGACCAGCGACAACCACAACCUCACACAGUCUGCUUGGUGGGGGAGGGAGGGGUGGCUGGGUGAGAGGCACCGAUGUACACCCAUGUCUGUCUGGCUGGCUGCAGGUGUUUGACGGAGCUGGAUGCCUUUCCGCAGCACGACGGGACGAUGGGUCGCGUGUUGAAGCGGCUGAUGGCCCUGCAGGACGCCAUGGCCACCAACAGCCACACAUACAUCAGGCAGCUCGUCAGGUCAGCGCCAGUGACCCACGCAAACACGAGUAAGGUACGUACGUGUAUCUGUCUCUGGUGCAGGACCUUCCAGCUCAAGUACUCGCAGGACUUCGCCAAGCUGCCGCAGCCAGAGAAAGAGUGAGCAACACACACACACACACACACACCGGCGGGUACCCAUGCGCCAAUAUUCUCUCCUGUGCGUGUGUGUUGGCUGUGUGACAGUUACGCCUUGUCGAUGGUCAAGACUGAGCGUCUUCCCUGGUCUGCGCGCGAGAACAGAGGGAUGACUAGCCGCUUGGUGGACACACACACGGCGGGGAGGGCAGCUAUUGGCGAGCAGCAGAGUGCUGCUGCAUCCGGUGUGCCGGCAGAAUGAACUGGAUGGGUGGUCUUGUGUCAGUCAAUGCUUGGUCGGCGGGUCCGUUCUCUUCGUCCAUUCUGAGGCGUCAUGUGGUGCCUGUCACUGCCUGUCUGUUGGUCCACUCGAGAGGGCAUUCAUGUCUUGUCGAGUGUCCCAGCAUCCUGGCCAUGGCAGACACCACAGGGUGCUCAGCCAUCCCCUAUAGGAUGUGAUGACAGCUCUGUCGUCGGUCGCCUUGUCUCUGUGUGCGACGUGAUGCAUUAGGGUGUCCAACUGAUUCAGGAGUCCGACAUAUGUGACGUUAUGCGUUGAUGUGAAGGCGUG